GUUCAAAAUCUGACCAUCUGGCGUCUAUGCCAAGAGCGAGUGAUCACUGCAGUAAAUGGAAGUCUUCCAGGGCCAACGAUAAAUGUUCGAGAGGGUGACACCCUUGUCGUUCAUGUCUAUAAUUUGUCACCAUAUAACCUAACUAUUCACUGGCAUGGAGUUUUCCAGUUACUAAGUGGGUGGGCCGAUGGACCGGAAUAUACGACUCAGUGUCCGAUGCUGCCUGGACAAAGCUAUAUCUACAACUUCACCAUCACCGGACAGGAAGGCACUCUCUGGUGGCAUGCACACGUCCAAUGGCUUCGAGCAACAGUUUAUGGGGCACUCAUUAUCAGGCCAGGGGCUGGUUCUUCAUAUCCAUUCCCAAAACCCUACAAGGAGGUCCCAAUUGUUCUAGGAGAGUGGUGGAAUGCUAACGUUUUUGACGUGGAAAGCGAAGCAUUAGCUAGUGGUGGUGCUCCUAACAUCUCUAAUGCUUUCACCAUUAAUGGUCAGCCCGGAGAGUGGUGGAAUGCUAACGUUUUUGACGUGGAAAGCGAAGCAUUAGCUAGUGGUGGUGCUCCUAACAUCUCUAAUGCUUUCACCAUUAAUGGUCAGCCCGAUACAUUCAAGUUGAGGGAGGUGGUACAAGGAAAAACCUAUCUUCUACGUAUUGUCAACGCUGCACUCAAUAACCACUUGUUCUUCAAGAUAGCCAAUCACAAAAUGACUGUCGUCGCCGUUGACGCCUCCUACACCAACCCUUAUGUAACUGACGUUGUCGUCAUAUCCCCCGGCCAGACCACCGAUGUCCUCUUGAUUGCCGAUCAGCCACCAGCAUCUUACUACAUGGCAGCACAUGCCUACGAUAGCACAGACGGAGUAGUUGAGUUUGAUAACACCACCACCACCGGAAUAAUCGUCUACGACGGCGCCAUCGAAUCAGCACCCAUAAUGCCGGUGCUACCAGCCUUCAAUGAUACACCCACUGCCUUCAAGUUCUUCAGCAAUCUAACUGGGCUUGUUACUUCACCUUUCUGGGCCCCAGUACCACUAAACGUGGAUGAACCCAUGUUUAUCACUAUUGGUUUGGGCCUUGCAGCAUGUGCAGCAAAUGCUACCUGUGGAGGCCUAUUUGGCCAUAGCUUGGCUGCGAGCAUGAACAAUGCAUCUUUCCAGUUCCCCUCCAAGUUGUCAAUGUUACAAGCUUUUUUCAACAACGUUGAUGGAAUCUACACCACUGAUUUUCCUGACCAACCACCAUUGAUAUUUGACUACACUAAUGCAAAUAACAGCUUAAAUCAAUCCCUUUUAAUGACAACAAAGUCAACAAAAGUGAAGAAAGUCAAGUUUAAUGCAACGGUUGAGAUGGUGAUGCAGAACACAGCUUUGAUUGGUGUGGAAAAUCACCCUAUACACUUGCAUGGAUUCAACUUCUAUGUGUUGGCUCAAGGGCUUGGCAACUUUGAUCCUGUAAACGAUCCAAAAAAGUUUAAUUUUGACAAUCCACAAAAGCGUAAUACUAUCGCUGUGCCGGUCGGAGGGUGGACUGUUAUUAGAUUUCGAGCUAAUAAUCCAGGUGUAUGGCUGAUGCACUGUCACUUUGACGUACACUUGCCGUGGGGCCUGGCCACCGCUUUCGUCGUUGAGAAUGGAGGAACACCGUCAUCUACCCUGCCUCCGCCUCCCCUUGAUCUACCUCAUUGCUAG
Ilex paraguariensis (yerba mate) is the source of this 1689-nucleotide messenger RNA. The record is from the annotation of a GenBank genome assembly. Lineage: Eukaryota; Viridiplantae; Streptophyta; Magnoliopsida; Aquifoliales; Aquifoliaceae.